GACAGAAUCAACAUACACCGUCAAACAGUUGGAACAUUUUACCUGCUAUAAAUUCAGGGUCUGGGCCCUGAUCGCAGAAACACACGCUUGCUCUCCAGCGAGCCCUUGGUACCAAACAAAACCAAUUGGACGUAGGUUAAAUCAACAGAUGCUCAACAGUCUUUUUACAUCAUGUUUCAAAAUCAGUUGUUUGAAGCUGUUUAACGUGUUUCCCUUCCAAAACGUGCCCUCCAGCCCAUCCAUUAAGAGUAUUGAGAGCGUGUCUGGUAAGAGUGUGGAGGUUCGCUGGUCUCUACCUGAAAAACCAGGAGGACCCAUCUUGGGCUUCAACCUCAAUCUCACAUCCAACAAACACGUCAUCAGUGUAGCAACUGGAGGAAAUGUAUUCUUCAACACAUUCUACCCGACAUUCCAUAACACUACAUAUAGGAUCUCUGUUGCUGCUGUUAAUGAAGAGGGCCAGGGUUCAACUGCUGAAGCCAGCAUAACAGCACCAGCACAAGUUGGUUAGUUUAAGCUCACAGUGAAACUUUUACUCUAU
Cyprinus carpio (common carp) is the source of this 541-nucleotide messenger RNA. Its product is annotated as proto-oncogene tyrosine-protein kinase ROS-like. NCBI's taxonomy places the organism in Eukaryota, Metazoa, Chordata, Actinopteri, Cypriniformes, Cyprinidae. Gene Ontology annotation, molecular function: protein binding. Bases 149 to 511 code for a protein of 120 amino acids. The record is from RefSeq and is a predicted model, not a curated record. The transcript has 2 exons.